GUAAUAUAUAUGUUUUUAUGAAAGUUAAUAAUACACUUCUAAACUCCAUGGCUUUGGCUUUAAUGAGUCUAUUCUCUGUGGGUUUACAAACUCCAUGCCUUUGGCUUUAGCUCUCACUUCCAAUACUUUUUCCAUCAUCAUCUUCAUCUUCCUCUUCCCCCAAAUUUCUGAAUGAAUAACCUAUUCUUAUCCCCCAAAUCCCUAGUUUCAUCCAAUGCCUUCCCUUCUUUACUCUUUCCCCUCCCAUCGUCAAAACCUAACCCUAUUUUCCCUUCAUUCCAAUCAAUUUCAUCCAAUUUGCGGAAUUCUGUCGUUAAUUGCAGAGGAAUCGAAAUUUCCAUCCUAAAUAAUCACUCAAAUUCACUCAAUUCUUCCAGUAAUGGCUCAACUGGACAUGCGAAAUUGAAAAAUGUAGGGGUUAAAGAUGUCGAUAUUGCGACGUUUGGAAAUCUUUGCGUUGAUAUUGUUCUCGGUGUUCCUCAACUUCCGCCGGAACCUUUGUCUGAAAGGGAAGCUUAUAUGGAAGAUUUGGCUUCUUCACCUCCAGAUAAGCAAUAUUGGGAAGCUGGUGGUCACUGUAAUACAGCUAUUGCAGCAGCUAGACUUGGUCUUCGAUGUCGUGCUAUUGGUCAUGUGGGUAAUGAAAUUUACGGGCGUUUUCUUCUGGAUGUGCUACAUGAUGAGGGAGUAAGUUUUGUUGAGAUGAUUGAUGAUCUUGACUUGAUAAGGAGUACAACAGAAGCAUAUAAGACCCUCCUUUGCUGGGUUUUGGUGGAUCCAUUGCAAAGACAUGGUUUUUGCAGCCGGGCAGAUUUUAGUGAAGACCCUGCAUUUGGUUGGAUGAAUGACCUGUCAAGGGAUGUAAAAUCGGCUAUCAAACAGUCAAAGAUUUUGGUUGUCAAUGGUUAUGGAUUUGAUGAACUCUCCCCUGGCUUUAUUAUAUCAGCUUUGAGGUAUGCUGUGGAAGCAGGGACUUCUGUUUUCUUUGAUCCUGGGCCCAAGGGAAAAUCUCUAUCGACUGGAACUCCUGAAGAACAAAGGGCUUUUGAUGAGCUUUUGAAGAUGAGUGAUGUUGUUCUUCUAACUGCUGAUGAGGCUGAAUCAUUGACUGGCAUUGGCAAUCCAAUAUUGGCUGGGCAAGAGCUGCUUAAACGAGGGUCAAGGACUAAAUGGGUUAUCAUUAAAAUGGGAUCAAAGGGUUCACUACUUGUCACUUUGUCUGGAACUUCUUGUGCCCCAUCAUAUAAGGUGGAUGUUAUUGACACUGUCGGAUGUGGAGAUAGUUUCGUGGCUGCAGCAGCAUUUGGUUUUGUGCACCAGUUGCCAAAAAUCCAGACAUUAGCUAUAGCUAAUGCAGUUGGUGCUGCUACAGCAAUGGGCUGUGGCGCUGGCAGGAACGUUGCAACUUUAGCAAAGACAAUGGAACUCAUCAAGGCCGGUGAUUUAAAUGAGGAUGAUAAGUUUUGGAGCGAGCUUCUUGAUAAAAGCACUGAUGUUGAGGAGUUUACGCUGCUUUCAAAGAAAGUAGUAGACGAUAUAGAUAGCCGACUGAAACAUGUGCCUUUACAAAAUCUGAUCCCUGAUUUGAUAAGUAAACUUGAAUUAACAAAGCUAUUUUCUAAACUCUGCGCAUCUGAACAAUAGCUAUUUGUUAGUUAUACGAUCAUCGAUUCUUGAUUUGUUGACAAUGCCUCAUUCUCCAUCUCCUUCAUCUCCCUUGUAUUUCAGAGUCGACGGGUCAUGGGAUGAAUUUUGGUUCACUGCUAAAGAUCAUUACUGAUUAGAUACGUUGUAAUGAAACUGUUUAUUUGAUAGUAUUAGUUGACACUAGAGAGUGAUAGCAGGGUUGUUACAUACAUCCAAUUAAAAUUGUGACUAAUUAUGUUGAUCGUUUACUCAUUAAGGCUUUAGUUGCUCAAUAAUAUAGCAAUUUUCAUUUUUCACAUUGCAAAAAUAUUGUGAUUAUAUUUCACCAAAAGACAUUAAACUCGGUUAUA
Messenger RNA from Amaranthus tricolor (Joseph's coat), 1997 nucleotides. Its product is annotated as fructokinase-1. The transcript has 5 exons. The record is from RefSeq and is a predicted model, not a curated record. Bases 172 to 1644 code for a protein of 490 amino acids. NCBI's taxonomy places the organism in Eukaryota, Viridiplantae, Streptophyta, Magnoliopsida, Caryophyllales, Amaranthaceae.